This is a messenger RNA of Thermothielavioides terrestris NRRL 8126, 414 nucleotides long. RefSeq lists its product as uncharacterized. NCBI's taxonomy places the organism in Eukaryota, Fungi, Ascomycota, Sordariomycetes, Sordariales, Chaetomiaceae. The record is from RefSeq and is a predicted model, not a curated record. The transcript is spliced from 2 exons. The coding region runs from base 1 to 414 and encodes 137 amino acids.
AUGGCUGAGCGCAUGAACUGGGACCACCACGCGGAUCAUGACCUCCUUACGGCCAUCAUGCAGGAGCUGCAACCGACCCAGGAGCAGCUGCGUGGCGUCAUGGCGCGCAUGCAUAGCUUCGGCUACACCUGCACUGUGAAAGCGAUCACCCAGCAUCUUCAGAAGCUCCGUCGCAAGGAGGGCGCCAGCGCUGCCAAGGACGACGGCGCUGCUGCCGGCCCGUCCACUCCCAAGACGCCCGGCGGCCGCAAGAAGAACGCCGCCGGCUCGGCCUCCGUCAAGAAGGAGCCCGGCUCUGGCAAGCGCAAGUCUGCUGCCGUCGCCGUGAGCGACGAUGAGGAAGACGUCAAGCCCGACGUGAAGAAGGUCAAGAAGGAAGAUGGCUCCGUCAAGAAGGAGGAGCCGGCCGAGUAA